Alternaria triticimaculans is the source of this 453-nucleotide messenger RNA. RefSeq lists its product as uncharacterized. NCBI's taxonomy places the organism in Eukaryota, Fungi, Ascomycota, Dothideomycetes, Pleosporales, Pleosporaceae. The transcript has a single exon. The record is from RefSeq and is a predicted model, not a curated record. The coding region runs from base 1 to 453 and encodes 150 amino acids.
AUGCUGACAUCCUCAUCCUACGAUUACCACUGCCACUCCAACCUCGUCCGUUCCAUCUUGCCAUAUGGACUGACAGAAUUCGACGUUCACGACGUACUCAACGUAUUCCAAGUCACAGGUCUAGAUUCGCAAGGCCGCUACUUCAUGGAAGCUAGUCCUGCGACCAAGGAUAGCUUUCUUACCUUCUUCGCCGAGUUGGACUUGUUAUGUGCGCUGAGUACAUGCCCAGGUGGUGACCUAAGCCGGUGGGGCUGGACGCAGGCGGAAGAGGGAAAAGAGAAGAAAGAGGGAGAUGAUGAUGAGGGGAUGAAGAGUACGUGCCGACCUAUUCGGGUAGAGGUUUAUGAGAUCAAGGAGGAAGUCAAAGGGGAGGUGUUGAAGGGGUGGAAGAAGCCGGAGAAGAGUGGAUAUAGGGGAAUGCAUGGGAUGCGUAUUCCUGAGGGCGAGGCCUAG